AUGAGGACCCCAAAUAGUGACAUGAACACAGGUUUACGGAAAGGAAAAUGGAGCCAUGAAGAAGAUCAGAUGCUUGUUGCUUAUAUCAGUAGAUAUGGCAUUUGGAACUGGUCCCAAAUGCCAAGAUUUGCUGGUUUGUCGAGAUCUGGGAAGAGUUGUAGACUACGUUGGAUGAAUUAUCUGAAACCCAACAUAAAGAGAGGAAACUUUUCAAAGGAAGAAGAUGAAAUCAUACUCCAUUCGCAUUCGGUUCUUGGCAAUAAGUGGUCUGCAAUUGCAUCAAAACUUCCUGGAAGGACUGAUAAUGACGUGAAAAACUAUUGGUAUACUCAUCUCAAGAAACGUGUUAGUCAUUACAACAAGAAUCCCGCAACACACGAGCAAAAUGGCGAGAGUGACAUGGACGAAAUGGAACAGCCUGUUAAUCAUUUGAAUAAAUUGAAGUUUGUUAAAAUUUUACUAUCUACCCAUGUGGUUUUUGCAAUUUUAUUGCUUUCAAUGUAG
Helianthus annuus (common sunflower) is the source of this 504-nucleotide messenger RNA. RefSeq names its product transcription factor MYB53. The record is from RefSeq and is a predicted model, not a curated record. Bases 1 to 504 code for a protein of 167 amino acids. Lineage: Eukaryota; Viridiplantae; Streptophyta; Magnoliopsida; Asterales; Asteraceae. The transcript has 4 exons.